GGCUCCUCCAGCCGGGGCCGCCCGGGGCCGCCGAGCCCGGCUCCCGCUGUGCGGGGCUGACGCCCCCCGCGGCCCUCACGCCGGGCUCCAUUCAGCCCCGCCGGGCCGCCCCCAUGACAGCUGCUGCCGCCGGCCCGCUCGGUCCCUCACACGCCGGGCAUAAAAGGACUAAUGUGCUGGCUGCUAUUUGUGCUGUACACAUUCCCAAAUACUUGACUCAGGACUUCAUAGUGAACAAGCCUUUCCACAGAAAUUUGAAACCUGUUGAAGCGUUUGCAUUUCUUCAAGUAAAAGAUGAUCCAGUUUAGUCCAACUUCAUUGAUCUGUCUAAAUAUCAUUUUUUUCAUUGGGGGUGAGACUGUGCUAGGUAAUGUCAGACCCUGUUCUACUAAGGGUACACUCAAUGGCAGUGCUAUGCAAACACCACCCAAGACUGCAGAAAAAAAUACAUCAACAGCUAUUUCAAAACAAAAGGAACAAUGCCUUGUGCCAUGUGAUAUUCAAGCUAAAAUGUUACGAGGAGAAAAACAUUACAUGUGCCGAAAUUUGCAGAACUCUCUUGUUGAAUAUGCAAGAAGUACAAAAAAGCUGAUAAGAAAUAUGAUGGAUGACCAACAGUCUUCUUUGGAUUAUCUUUCUAAUCAGGUGAGUGAACUUAUGAACAGGGUCCUUCUUUUGAAUGCAGAAGUUUUGAGAAAACAUUUGGAUCCACUUCCUUACAAAGCAGUUCAGUCUCAUGGACUGGAUUGCACUGAUAUUAAAGAUACCAUAGGUUCAGUUGCAAAAACUCCCAGUGGUCUGUACAUAAUCCAUCCAGAAGGAUCAAAUUACCCUUAUGAGGUUUUGUGUGAUAUGGAUUUUAAAGGAGGUGGAUGGACUGUGAUUCAGAAAAGAACCGACGGGAUAAUUGACUUCCAAAGAAAUUGGUCAGAAUACCUGGAUGGAUUUGGAGAUCUUUCAGGGGACUUUUGGCUUGGACUGAGGAAAGUUUUUCAUAUAGUAAAUCAAAAAAGAACAAACUUUAUGCUUUAUGUGGGUUUGGAAUCUGAAGAUGACAGAUAUGCCUAUGCAUCUUAUGACAACUUUUGGCUAGAGGAUGAAGCGUGUUCCUUUAAAAUCCAUUUAGGGCGUUAUUCAGGAACUGCUGGUGAUGCAUUUCGAGGAUACAGAAAGGAAGAUAAUCAGAAUGCAAUGCCUUUCAGCACUUUUGAUGUAGAUAAUGAUGGAUGCAACCCAGUAUGUUCUAUCCAAGAGCAGCCCGUGAAGAGCUGCAGUAAUUUCAGCGAUAACACUGGCUGGUGGUUCAAUCAGUGUGGCCUUGCAAAUCUCAAUGGUGUUCAUCGUUUCACAGGAAAGUUUCUUGCAACAGGGAUUCAUUGGGAUACAUGGGCAGAGAAUAAUAAGCCAAUCAGAAUUAAAUCAGUUUCAAUGAAAAUUAGAAGAACCUAUAAUCCGUAUUUCAAAUAGCAGCCUAAUAACAUAGAAUUAUAGCUCUUUUAGCAAUUAUGCUGGUUGAUAUAUCAGCAUAAUCUUAAAGCCUCUCACUUGUAGUUAAAUAAUCCAGUCUUAUGAAUUAUGUUAACUAUUUACAUACAGUACUACUUUGUUAACUGCACUUUUCAGCACUACUUAAUCAAUUUUAUUUCCUUUAUGAAAUUAUGCCUGAUGAUAUUAUACUACCAUAUGUCAGUAUAGCUCAUGGGUUAGCACCCUCACCUCUGAAUGAGAAGGUCCUACGUGUAAUAUUUAUCAUAUGAGCACAAGGCUUUUCACAUUCAUUAAUCUCUAUUCAGCUGCCUCUUAUGAAAUUCUCAGAACUGAUGGCAGCAUUUUAACACACACAUCUUUGCAUUUUACAUUUUUUUCAAAUAAUAAAGUGACAGUAAUGCUGACUUUUGAAAUUAGUUUCUCUGCAUAUCUGAGUUGCCAAGAAACAAUCAGAAAAAAAAUCUAUCAUCAGUAAAAUGCAGCAAAACACAUGUGUGUCAUUAAGAUAAUUUAGAAAAAUACAUUAUUUCCUUUAUCUGGCAUAAACUUCCAGACUCCUGCAAUCCUUACUUAAGCAAGACUCUCACGGAUUUCAAUAGAAAUCCCAUUAAAGUAGGGUCAACAUGGUCAAGGAUACUUUCAGAUCUGAUUUGUAAACUAGUUAGGCAUGCACUUCCACGCCCCAAAACUAUAGCUCUAUUUUGCACUCAAAAAUGCAUGGCUGAUUUCUUUAACAAGUGAGUCCUUAAUAUGUAAAACAGAUGUAGGGCUUUCUAAUGGCCUAAAUUAUGAAUUCACUAAAAAUGAAUGCAUGCACGACAUGCCUGAUCAC
Messenger RNA from Mauremys mutica (yellowpond turtle), 2320 nucleotides. RefSeq names its product angiopoietin like 5 (gene ANGPTL5). The transcript is spliced from 9 exons. NCBI's taxonomy places the organism in Eukaryota, Metazoa, Chordata, Testudines, Geoemydidae. The coding region runs from base 295 to 1467 and encodes 390 amino acids. The record is from RefSeq and is a predicted model, not a curated record.